AUGGCAAGCCGCGCACCGGUCGACAGUGCACCGCCGUCGCUCGACCUCGACCUCGACCCGUCGUCGCACCACACAGAGUUGGCCCAGCUCGACUCGACGGCGCCUCUGCCGAAGCGAGAGCCCUCGCCGCUGUCGACGGCGCAGCCUGCGUCGGGCGCGGAGACCCCCACGGGCGGCGAGGGGGACUUCUCGGCGGCCGCUGGGCGGAAACGCAAGCUGCACAGCACGUCCGCGCGAGGGGUUGCGAACCUGACGCCGGAGCAAUUGGCCAAGAAGCGAGCCAACGACCGCCAGGCGCAGCGGGCGAUCCGGGAACGCACCAAGGCCCAUAUCGAUUCGCUGGAGAAGCAGGUUCGCGAACUGUCCUCCCGGAAACCAUUCCUCGACCUGCAGACCGCAUUGAGGCAGAAUGAGCACCUCGUGGCCGAGAACCAGGAUAUGAGACGGGGGCUGAAGAAUAUUAUGGAUAUCGUGCAGCCGUUGCUGGGGAGGCACGAGAUUUCAUAUCUGGCUGCCCCCGGCUUCCAGUCGAAGCCAGUGUCUCAACCUCCUCCUCCUCCUCCUCCUCCUCCAACUAACCUAUCCCCUUUACCAGACAUCCACAACUUCACGCCUCAUACACAUCGCUCGGCCACGGGCGAACGCUCGUAUCCCGAGUCGAUCCCCAGUGUCGAAACCCCGUCGCCCACGCAUCCCCCGCCCCCUCUGCCUGACAGCCGUCGGAGUAGCGCGACCAGUGCAGACCCCUCGUCGACCAUCCGACUGGCUUUGGAUCAGCAACGGCAGAACUUGGCGCAUGGGCUAGAUUUCAGCUGCUCCGAGGACCGCUUGGGCUUCAAUUUCCUGUUGGACAGUUCCCAGCAGGUCCACCGGAUCGACAGCAUCCGCCGUAUAUCAGACAUCGCCCGAUCCUCCUCCUCUUCCACUUCCUCCCAGCUGAACAAUAAUAACUUGACUCCACUCUAUACCCAGCCGGUCAAUGGCUCGUCCACUGACUCCCCGGUUCCAUCCAUCAUCGCUCCAAUACGCAACAUCGAGCCGACCUGUGCCAUCGAUGCCGUUCUCCGCGACUUUUUGCAGGCCCGACAGCAGGAAGCCGCCCAGGGGGUCUCCAAGCAAAAACUCGCUGGGCCCCCGUAUCCGAGCGUCCUAUCCCUGCUCAAUCCGGAGAAAAGCGCCACCUCUCACCCUCUAUCAAAAGUCUUCACGGACCUCCUCCGCGUGUUUCCGGAGAUUUCCACCCUCCCCGAACAGGUGGCUGUCCUCUACACCAUGUUUCUCCUCAUGCGGUGGCAGGUCUACCCAACGCAGGAGAAUUACGACCGUCUCCCGGAAUGGCUUGCUCCGCGGCCCUGCCAGCUCCUCACCCCGCAUCCCGCCUGGAUGGACUACCUCCCCUGGCCGCGACUCCGCGAGCGGGUGAUCAUCUCCUAUCAGGAUUACCCCUUGGACAGCUGGUCCGUUCCCUUCACCCGGGACCUGUCGAUCAACUGGCCAUACGAAGCCGCCGACUGUCUGCUGUCCACCAGCGAGUCCGGCGAAUUGCUGAUCAACCCCAUCUUCGAACGACACCUCCGCAAUCUUGCCAACUGGUCGGUCGGUCCGAGCUUCGCCGAGGCGUUUCCAAGUCUGGUCGACCUCGUCCGAGUCAAGCCAGACGUCACUUGCAACUCUCCACAUCCCUAUCCUCCAUUUCGGUAG
Penicilliopsis zonata CBS 506.65 is the source of this 1701-nucleotide messenger RNA. RefSeq lists its product as hypothetical. Bases 1 to 1701 code for a protein of 566 amino acids. Gene Ontology annotation, molecular function: DNA-binding transcription factor activity. The transcript has 2 exons. The record is from RefSeq and is a predicted model, not a curated record. Gene Ontology annotation, biological process: regulation of DNA-templated transcription. Lineage: Eukaryota; Fungi; Ascomycota; Eurotiomycetes; Eurotiales; Aspergillaceae.